Messenger RNA from Anastrepha obliqua, 5876 nucleotides. RefSeq names its product dual specificity tyrosine-phosphorylation-regulated kinase 2 (gene Dyrk2). Lineage: Eukaryota; Metazoa; Arthropoda; Insecta; Diptera; Tephritidae. Gene Ontology annotation, molecular function: protein serine/threonine/tyrosine kinase activity; ATP binding; protein serine/threonine kinase activity. Gene Ontology annotation, biological process: peptidyl-serine phosphorylation; peptidyl-threonine phosphorylation. Gene Ontology annotation, cellular component: nucleus. The record is from RefSeq and is a predicted model, not a curated record. Bases 142 to 2589 code for a protein of 815 amino acids. The transcript has 8 exons.
AUAAAUAAAGAAGUCAUUCAGCUCUUCGCCACACAAAUCGCAAAUGUACGCGUGUCCGGUAAAAUUAGAAAGAAAAAACAACUGAACUAUUAACUCCAUACCUUUAAGGAUCUUAAAUAAAUUUUCAAUAAAUAUUGGAAAAUGUUGGAUCGUUGCGAAAUGCCGAUUCAAAUAGACAACGAUAAAUUGCGGCGCGUGAGCGCUGUUGUCGAUCGCGACAAUCGUCUCUCGAAUUCACGCAUCGAUCUGCCCAAUGUGUGCAAUGGGGGCGUUGGUGGUGGUGGUGUUAUUGGUGGCAAUGGUAUAGCGCGCGGCGCAUCGCGCUCUGGCCGUUGCCUUGAUGUGCACAACAACCAUUUGAACAGUCACAGUCACAACCAUCAUAAUGGCCAUCAUCAGCGCAGCCCGACCAGCGGCAACAACAAUAACAAUAGCAACAGCAACAAUAAUAGCAACAGCAACACCAAUACAAAUAACAAAAACCAACAACAACAGACAACUAUUGCCAAUAAACAAAUUAACAGCAGCAGCAACAACAACAAAAACAAUGGUCACAAUAACAACAAUAGUAACAAUAAUAUUGGCUCACCAGUAUCAUCGACAACGAUCUCAUCGCAUGGCAACAGCUCGACAAGCGGCGGCGAGCGGGGCUCAUCGACCAAAUCGAAUAGCAGCAGCGGCAGUGGCAGCAGUGACAAUAUGAAAUGCAUUACGCCGAUGACGCCGUCAGAGCUCGUCAAAAAGUUCCGCAACUAUUUAACUGAUGUAGAAUUUGAAGAACUGAAGGUCUACAAGGAAAUUUGGUACUUUGGACAGAAUGCAAACAAAAAUUAUAAUAAAACAACAACGAACGGAACUGCCAAUGCGGGCUUCGACGAUGACAAUGGAAAUUAUAAAAUUAACGAGCACGAUCACAUUGCCUUCCGCUAUGAGAUACUCGAAGUAAUCGGCAAGGGUAGCUUCGGUCAAGUUAUACGCGCCAUGGAUCACAAAACCAAUACGUAUGUGGCCAUUAAGAUUAUACGUAACAAAAGGCGUUUCCUCAAUCAGGCUGUGGUAGAAUUGAAUAUUCUCGAUGAAUUGCGCGAAAAGGACGCCGAUGGAUCUCAUAAUGUCAUACAUAUGCUGGACUAUACUUAUUUCCGAAAGCAUUUGUGCAUCACAUUCGAGUUGUUGAGUCUCAAUCUCUAUGAAUUGAUCAAGAAGAAUAAUUACAAUGGUUUCAGCAUGAGUUUGAUUAGACGCUUUUGCAACUCUAUUGUUAAAUGUUUGCGUUUGCUUUACAAGGAGAAUAUCAUACACUGUGAUCUCAAACCGGAAAAUAUUCUGCUUAAACAACGUGGCAGUAGCUCAAUAAAAGUGAUCGAUUUUGGCAGCUCUUGUUAUGUGAGUCGUAAAAUUUACACAUACAUACAAUCAAGAUUUUAUCGCUCACCGGAGGUGAUACUUGGACUGCAAUAUGGCACCGCUAUCGAUAUGUGGAGUUUAGGCUGUAUCCUCGCCGAAUUAUACACCGGCUUUCCGCUCUUCCCCGGCGAGAACGAAGUCGAGCAGUUGGCCUGCAUCAUGGAAGUGCUCGGCCUACCGCCGAAAGAGCUCAUCGCUAAUGCCACUCGCCGUCGAUUAUUCUUCGAUUCACGCGGCGCGCCACGUUGCACCACCAACUCCAAGGGUCGCAAGCGACUACCGAACGGCAAGUCACUCUCACAGAUGCUCUUCUGCCAAGAUCGUUAUUUCAUCAACUUCCUGCAGCGUUGCCUCGAAUGGGAUCCAGCGGAGCGCAUGACACCCGAAGAAGCAGCACAUCAUGAAUUCCUGCAAAACUCCUCGUCCAGUCGUCAUCGCAGCUGCCGCAUGUCCAACUCAUCAUCGACUGGCGGUCUCAAUAAUAGCUCUUCACAAAAAUCAUCCUGCUACAGUUUCACCGAAGUCUCACCACCCACAAAUGCCACCAACGCGAACCCCAACAAUAGUGCGGGCAAUGGUAGUGGCAGCGGCAAUGGCAGUGGCGCUGUGGUAGCCUCCAUCACCAGCACCACAGCAGUUAGCAAUGCGGCCAUUACCACGACGACGAACAAAGCGACAACCACCACACAAUCGCGCUCAAAUGGUUUGGCGCAACAUGCGCAUCACGCCAGCUCUUCCGGCCAUCUACCCGACAUCAAGCUCAGCGCCAGUGACAAGUACAGCAGCAUGCAAAAGGUCGCCGUACGCUCGAAGAUCACCUCGUCCGUAUCGGAUUUGGAUGCGGUGCCGCAAUAUGCGUUGCAUCGCAGCAUUUACGGCACCAAUGGAAUGACACAUAGCGGCACUGCAGCGCGUAAGCAUCUCAUUACAAGUGGCACCAUCGCCACAACGUCAAGCAAAUAUGGCUUGGGCUUGGGUAGUGGCAGCGGUGGCGCGCACAGUCACCUAAUGCAUCAGAGCACAACAAUGGGCAAUGUGGCACAUCACGGCGGGGGCGGCGUUAGUGGUAGCGGACACAGUAAUGGUCACAGCGGUGGCGGUGCCGGCGGGAACGGUGCCAGCAACAAUAUGUCACACUCACAAUCAACGGGCGAUGUGUCAGCGAUCUUCGGACGUGCUUGACUUCGCGCGCGUCCCACAAAACUUGAGCUCAAAAAAUGCAAACUAGUCAAUAUGGUGGAUUUUUGGAGCUAGAAGUGGAAGUAAGUGGCGCUGAUGGUGACGUGUGAGGCGAGGAAUGAUGAGAAAUUUUGAACUGAAGCAGAGUGGAUAGAAGCAGCGUGUGAGAAAGCGGGAGGGGAAAAGGCAAGCUAAGUGUGAGAAAAAGCUGAAUUUUGACUGCCUUUGAGGGUAACUAACUCACGCGCCCGGGCAGAUUGCUUGGAUUUUUUCUUCUUGUUUUGUUUCAAAUGUAGCGCUACUUAGCCAACGGCGCUGCGCAUGCAACAUAAAAAAUAUUGUAACUUUAACUGAGCAUUAGUAAAACAUAUAUAACCUAUAUAUAUUGUACAUAGAUAUAAGUCUAUUUUUGGCCUCGUUGUACGCGUGGAAAUGCAGCAAGAAAAGCGGUUUAGAGAUUUUGGUGAAUAAAAUAAUUUCUUUUCUCUUACGUAGUUAAACGCGGAUACUCCAUAUGGGGCGAAUUUAUAUUCAAAUAUUGUCAUAUAAAAUAAUAUAAAAUUAAAAAAAAAGCACAAAAAAAAACAUAUAACUAACCCAAAAAAUGUAUUUAACUCUCUCAAAAACACUAGCGACCAGUAAAACACAAAAGAAAAUUUUAUGAUUAUAAAAUAUUUUCUGCGCUGCUUGUGGCAAAUAUAGCCUGGAAAUUUGCUCGUUUUAAAGUGUGCUUUGGCACUCGUUAUUUUAAGGAAAUAACUGCCCGAAAUUACUUUCAAUAUUUUUUAGUAAAGCUCAAGUUUCAGAAUUGAAAAACUAUACGAGUAUUCUCUUGCUACUGGAUUUAUUGAAAAUUCUGAGGAAAUAGUUAAAAAAUUGUUUUAGAUUUUAAAAUAUUUUACCAAAUCUUGGGUUUGAGCAAACAAAAAUUAUUAUGAAUUAUGAAAAAACAAAAAAAUUCUAAGAAAUCAACAUCAAUUUUAUCGAAGAUCGAGUUUGAGAAAUGAUGAGUGAUCUGAGUAUUUUCGAACUACUAAAUUUGUGGAAAUUCCGACAUAGCCAGCUCUCCUAAAAUUCUGAAAAAUUUUCAUACUUCAAUGAAAUUUCGUAAAAAAAAAGUAGUUAAAGAAAUAAUCACGCAUUAUACAACAACAAAAUUAAUUAACAUAUCUGAAAAAACAAAAAAGAAAAAUAAAAAUAAAAAAUGUGUAUUCUCUAUUUUUCUUCUUUUGAAGAACUGAAGUUGGACUGUAAAUCAAUAAAUAAAUAAAGUAAAAAGAAAUUUUAAUUAUUUUCCAACCACCAAAUUCAUUAACAUUUCUGAUUUCAAACAUUUCUUAUUUCUAAAAAAAUGCGUUUUGUAAAAUUCAAAACAAAAAAAAAAUAUUAAAAAUAAAUGUUGAAAUUUUUUAAUAGUACCAAGGCAUGCAAUACCCAAAGCCAGUAGCAGAAUAGUUUCAAUUUUCAUCGAUUUAUACAUAUGUCUUUAGUCUCUGAGCUGUCAAAUUUUAUUAAUUACUCUAAUUGUUAAUUUUCGUUUAUGGAUUUUGUCAUGCCAGCCACCAAAAGUAGGAAUAAAAUAAAAUUGCUCUUGUUGUUUUUGCUCUACUGCUGCAAUUAUUUUGAAAACUUCUCAAAAGUUGUAUCAAAGAAAUUAAGAUUCAGGUUACACUGGUUGCCACUCCCUAUUAGGGAAUCGAGAGGGUCGCGUAGAACCCAUAGGAGGCCCAUUGAAAUAUGCGGCAAAAGUGGAUAAUUUUAAUUAUAAAAAUUCAAGGUUUCAACUUGGAAAGUAACAAACAUUUUCCGGUUAAAACGAUUUUUUUGUAAUUUUUAAAAAUUCCGCAAAAAAUUUUUUAAACUUAAAAUAUUUUUGUUUUUUUGUUUUUUUAAUUCUAAAAUUAUGUCAGAGUUUUAGUGUGAAAAGCAAGCAUGAGACGAGUAUUUUCUAGUAAAAAUUUCUUGACCUUUUAAAUCUUAAAAAUUCACUGUUAAACUUCAAAUCGAAAAGUUUUUUAAAAUUUCAAAAAAUUCCUUAUUAAAUUCAAAACCAAAUGUUUUCUUUGAAUUUAAAAAAUUUAGAAAUUCUCUAUUAAAUUUCAAAUCGAAAAGUUUUUUAGAAUUUCAAAAAUUCAAUAAUAAAAAAUAAAUAAAAAAUUCCAAAUAAUAAAAAAAGGACAAAUAAUUAUGAAAGCGCGAGUUCGAGAAAUCAAGAGUUUUAUAAGAUUUUUUGGGGUUUUUUGGGUUGCUUUUUUUUUUUAAUUCUAUAAUUUUUUCUUUGUUUCAUUACUUCUAAAAAUAAUUUUCAGAACUCUUAGUAUAAUUAAAAAAAAUUCUUUUACAAGAAAACACAAAAAAAAAUUUCUAAAUCUCGAAUUUCAAUAUCAAAAAUAAAAAAAAAGUAGAGAAAAAAUUGCCGCGUUUCUUGCGCAUUUCCCGCUACCUUUUGACUUUGUGCUCAUUUUAAUAGUAAAAUUUUGUAUGAGCAAACCUUAGGCUAUAAUUCGAAGAAAUGUUUGUAUGUGUAUGAGUGUUUUUGAAGUAAUCUUACAUAUAUAUAUAGAAUCUAGUGUAGUUGUUGUAAGUUGCAAAUAUAAUGAACGAAGGUAGUUAGCAAGUGAGCCCCAAUGGAAUAUAAAUGAAAUUAAUCAAGUGAAGUAAAAAGAAACAAAACAAAAAAAUUAAUAAAAGAAAAAUAUUAAAAAAAGAACUUUAUGAAAUAUAAAAAAUAUGUAUAAAUCAGUAAUUUAAAAUUAUUAAAAUAUGCUUAAAGAACAAAAUUAAAAAAUAAAAAACAAAUUUGUAACUAAGAAAUAAAAUUGUACUAAAAAAAAUUGAUCAAUUGACGAAAAAAAAUUAAGUAACGGUAUAAUUGAGUUGUUAUAGCUUAUAAUGAUAAAUGGGAUAAAAAUUACAACAAAAUGAGAUAAAAAUUAGAAUCAAAUAAAAAAUGUAAAUGUAGGCAAAACUUGUAAAGAAAUCAUAAGUUAAAAAACACAUAAAAAGCAGAAAAUUUAAAAAAUAAUUAUAAAAAAAAAAUCACGCCAUUCAUUGGUAAAUCGUGAAACAUUCUUGGCAUAAAACAAUUUCCAUAUGUUUAGUCUUACUGUUUUUAGUAAAUUUUUACAUAAACUGCCUUUGAUUCAUUGUAAAUAAAAUACACGAAUACAUACAUAUUUACCCAUGGGAUGACGUAUAUGCAUCAAGCAAAACACAAAAACAAAACAAAAAAAAAAAACAAAUUAAUGGGACAAAAAUUCCAUUGCCAUGCAUCACACAAAUUUCCAAAA